Molecule: messenger RNA, 1241 nt
Organism: Dendroctonus ponderosae (mountain pine beetle)
Lineage: Eukaryota; Metazoa; Arthropoda; Insecta; Coleoptera; Curculionidae
Exons: 4
Coding region: 404-1144 (246 amino acids)
Source: RefSeq, a predicted model, not a curated record
UAUUUCAAUUUUCGGUUAGUUGUCGGAGAGUCUUUUUCAGAUAGCCAAGUUAGGGAGCAAAACAUUCGAAUAUAACAAUUCUACAUACUAUUAAACUUACUUAGCAAUUGAGAUUAACGUUCAAUUAUUCAUUUGACUACUUCAAUUAGCAUCCUUGGAUAGGAACAAAUUUCGUUUUUCCCACCUUAGUGCACGUCCAUUCAAUCGCCAAUAAAGCAAAUCCCGAAGGCGCACAAGUAUCGCGUCUUAUUCAAAUCUCAAGUUACCACCAGUCCAAUAAAGUGAGUAAUUAUUGAAAUACGAUUUACCAUACGAGUUAUUCUUGUUUAUGCGAAAAGAGUGGCCAGUUGAAGAUCAGUUGACUAAGUAGAUUUGAAGACACAAAAGUUUCCUUAACACCACAAUGGGCUUUCGAGUUGUCGCGCUGAUUCUAUUUGUGUGCAUUAGUUGGAGUAAUGGAGAAGAGCAUACUCUGCCGUCGUACAUUAAACCUUGCAAUAGAACCGACCCGAAUAUCCACAAGUGCGUAGAAGAGAACAUUGAGAUCUUGAAACCCCAUCUAAAGGAAGGAAUUCCCGAUUUGUUCAUUCCAUCGCUGGAUCCACUGUUGAUACCGCCAACUUGUGUUAAUGAGGAGGAUCAAGUCAAAGUUAUUUUCACGGAUAUCCACAUCUUCCAUGCGGAUAAGUUCCAAUUGGAUCAAUUUGACCUUGAUUUGGAUCUUCAUAAAGUCAAUCUCAGCAUUACAUUUCCUCAUCUACGGAUCAAGUCCACUUACAAUGUUAAUGGAAAAUUCUGGAUCGUCACCUUUGAUGAACAAGGACCUGCUGAUGGAAACUACACCAAUUGCCAAGUCCACCUCGGCCUGAAAGGAACGCCAUUCACCAAAAACCACAAAGAGUACCUGAGAUGGGAAAAAGAAACAAUUUCGCUGGAAGUGGAAGAUUCGCAUGUGGUUCUUGAAAAGUUAUUUGGAAAUCACACCGACAUCAACGACAAAACCAAUAAAGUGAUCAAUGAGAAUAUUGAGGUGAUAAUCAAUGAUUUACAGCCGGUUAUUCAAAGAGUCGUGAGUGACUUUAUCUUCGGCGUUGUUAACAAACUGUUCGAAAAUUAUUCCGUUAAAGAACUCUUUGCAGAUUAAUUACGCGUUAUCAAACUAGUUAAGUUUUUAGUGUUUUAGGAUACUUUUUGUAUGUGUGAUUUAUUUCAGGUUUUGUUAAUAAAAUUUUUGGAAAUUC